Molecule: messenger RNA, 1335 nt
Organism: Metarhizium acridum CQMa 102
Lineage: Eukaryota; Fungi; Ascomycota; Sordariomycetes; Hypocreales; Clavicipitaceae
Source: RefSeq, a predicted model, not a curated record
AUGACGGAUACGUCUGCAGCUCCUGCCUCAACCCAGUUGCCCCCCCAGGCACAGGCCGUGGCCGGCAAUUCUGGCCAAAAUGGUCAAGGAAACCCGACUCAUUUGCCACCACCUCCGUUGCACAUCCCGCAGAACACGAACCCCAUCCCGACUGCUAUUACAUCUCCCCUCUCUGGUGGAGAUAAUGGCGGUAUGAUGUCACCUGGGGGUUCAGGCAACUUCCGACGGGCAGCCCCUGAGCCUAACAAGCGGGCGCUGUACGUUGGAGGCCUGGAGCAGCGUGUAACCGAGGACGUUCUUCGCCAAAUCUUUGAGACUACGGGCCAUGUUCAGAAUGUCAAGAUUAUUCCCGACAAGAAUGAAAUCCGAGUCAACUGGGCGUAUCAGUCCAACACUUCGAACAAGGAGGAUACUUCCAGUCACUUUCACAUCUUUGUUGGCGAUCUUUCCAACGAGGUCAACGAUGAUAUUCUCCUCCAAGCAUUCUCCGCCUUUGGCACUGUCUCUGAGGCUCGUGUCAUGUGGGAUAUGAAGACUGGCCGGACCCGAGGAUACGGUUUCGUCGCAUUCCGGGACAGAUCAGAUGCUGAAAAGGCAUUAAGCUCUAUGGAUGGCGAGUGGCUGGGCUCGCGAGCUAUUCGAUGCAACUGGGCCAACCAGAAGGGGCAACCUUCCAUUGCACAGCAGCAGGCGAUGCAGGCUAUGGGCCUCACUCCCACGACUCCCUUUGGUCACCAUCAGUUCCCGGCUCACGGCGUGGGGAGUUACGAUGUGGUUUUGAACCAGACUCCUAACUGGCAAACUACUUGCUACGUGGGCAAUCUGACACCCUAUACCACUCCCAAUGACGUGGUUCCCCUCUUCCAGAACUUUGGAUUCGUUGUCGAAUCGCGAUUCCAAGCCGACCGCGGGUUCGCCUUUAUCAAGAUGGAUACUCACGAGAAUGCAGCCAUGGCAAUCUGCCAGAUGAAUGGGUACAACGUCAACGGCCGACCACUCAAAUGCAGCUGGGGCAAGGACAAGACACCUAACGCUCAAGGAAACUUUGACCCUGCUCACCAGCAGCCAUACAGUCCUCAGAGUGCCCAGACCCCAGGCUUUCCAGGAACACCCACGUACUACCCUCAGUAUGGUGCUCAAUAUGGCGGACAGCCAGGCAAUUUUGCAGGGCCUCAAGGUGGCUCGCCUGCAGGAUAUGGUGGCUCUCCCAUGGGAUACGGUGGGCCUCAGAGUGCAGGAGGUUUUGGUCGAGGCCAACAGGGCCCCAAUGGCCAAUGGAACCAACCUGGACCUGGGCAAAACUUCAACAAUGGAUUUGGCGGUUAUCAGUCUUGA